AUGACUACGUUAGCUGUCACGAAAAUCACCAGUAAGAUGGAAAAGACCAAAUCUCAGGCCGACAUGGCAUUGGCGCAAUUUUUCACUGCUUCUGUCAAAAAGCGUACUGGUGUGUUGGAAGCGAUCGGUGGUAAGAACAGCACUGUAUUAGUCCUGGUUGAAAGUCCGAACGUGCAAAGCGCGGCCAACACGACAGUAAGCCACGAGGACGUAGAAGACAUACUGCAGAAGUUAUGCGAUGUAAACGAGUGUACCCUAAGUGAUUUAAUAACGGCAACAACUGAAAAUAUCAACAAAAUCAACGAUUUACAGAUCGAAAAUGCUCGACUGCGAAACAAACAGUUGGAAAAAAGCCGAGAAGAGCUGUACGGGCCAGAAGGCACAGACAUGGAUGGUGAGUUCGAUCCGUACAGAGAAGUGCUGACAAACAACCAUAGUGAUAGAGAGCUUUCGCUGCAGCUGAUGAGAAAAGUGAAACUACCUAGGCGAGAGAAGACACCAUAUCUGUCGAGUGGGAAAAUAGGGUUAGAGCUAACUGCUGUGAUCGACACUGGAUCGCAGAUAACCAUUAUGCCACUAAGCUUCCUGCUCAAAGCGAAAAUGGCAGGAGCAGAUGACGAUACCCUCUGUAAAGAGGUUGCAACGCAUAAAAUAACUGCAUUCGAAAGCUUGGUUGUGAUCGUUCGAGUCGGUGCAUACCACGAGAAGUAUUUGGUCGUACGUAAUAAAUUGAUUGGAAUAGGGAUGGUGGAGUACGGCCUGCCUGAAGGAAGCAACGAUUCGCUCUACUGGUGA
Haemonchus placei is the source of this 795-nucleotide messenger RNA. Lineage: Eukaryota; Metazoa; Nematoda; Chromadorea; Rhabditida; Trichostrongylidae. The record is from the annotation of a GenBank genome assembly.